Messenger RNA from Cryptomeria japonica (Japanese cedar), 3470 nucleotides. RefSeq names its product protein MAIN-LIKE 1-like. Bases 1540 to 2196 code for a protein of 218 amino acids. The record is from RefSeq and is a predicted model, not a curated record. NCBI's taxonomy places the organism in Eukaryota, Viridiplantae, Streptophyta, Pinopsida, Cupressales, Cupressaceae. Gene Ontology annotation, biological process: meristem maintenance; meristem development. The transcript is spliced from 2 exons.
AAUAAUUUCAGAAAAAAAAAAAAUUAGGUUCUAAUUGCUAUUUUCAGUUCGUGGGAUUUUUUGCAUGAAUUUUCGAAAAAAAAAUUCAGAAAAAUGGAAUAGGGUUUUCUUCUUAAAAUUUUCUAGGUGGAUUUUGUGAUUCAUGGAUUGGGGCUUAUUUGCAAGCGGUUUUGGAAAAUCACGAGUUUGUGGCCGCGUUUUUUUUCCUUUGCAAAUUUCUAAAGAAGGGUUUAUGUUUUUUUUUCCGAUUUUGUGGGCAGCAAGUUGUGCGGAAGUUUUUUUUUUCUGGGCAUUCAUGGGUUCUUCUGAUUGCAGUGUCGGUUUCUUUCCUUCCAACACAAGUUCAUGUUUUUGGCAUGACCUUUUUAUCUCUGGCUACCCAUACCCAUUAACAUCCGCGAUUUUUAACCGCGCAUCUGUGUUUCGACGGGUUUUUUCGCUUAUUUUUCCAAUGGGUCUGUCUUUCUGCACACGACAAUUUAUGCCUCAUCUGCAAUUUUUCACGCUAAAGAUUUCAUUUUGGAGAUUCAAGUUCUUAUUUUGGGUUUUUCGUGAUUUUUGCCCCUUGACAAAAUUAUUAGUGGGUUUUUUAAAAACAUUUUUGAAAAAAAUUAUUUUUAGAUUUUUUAUAAUUUUCUUUAAAAAAAUAUAUUUUGAGAUUUUAUAAUUGUCUUUAAAAAAAUUAUUUUAGGUUUUUAUAAUUUUUUCCUUAGAAAUUAUUUGUGGGUUUUAAUUAUCUUUUCCUUAAAAAUUAUUUUUCCCUUACAAAAUUAUUCUGGGUUUCUGAUUUUUCGCCACAAAAAAUCAUGGGAAGGUUUUGCUUGAUUUUUUCCUCAAAAAUCAGAGUUUUUGCUACAUGAUGUCUGGUAUUUUGCCACACGACGUUUUAGGGUUUUUACGAUUUUUUCCUCAAAAAUUGUUUUGAGGGUUUUCACAAUUUUUUCUUGAAAAAUUGUCCAUUGGUUUUUGUCAAUUUUGUCCUCAAAAAUCAUGAGUUCUCUUUUGGAGGAUUCUUAUUUUCACGGUUUGACGGUUUUUUCCAAAAAAAUCGUGCUUUGUUGCAAUCUAUUUUGGGUCGCACCAAGAGUUGUUGGGGCGAACAUCUGCAACCGCGGUAUCUUGGAGUAUGUUUUGGAGUUGCUGGAUCAAAUAGUGCUCAGUACUCUUCUACAAAAGUUUUUGCAAUUUUUUGCUAAAAUUGUGUUUGUUGCUCUUUGGAGGGUUUGACGAUUUUUUCUCAAAAUCAUGGUUCAAGCUCAAUAAUUCGUGUGACAAUUCUAUAAUUUGCAUGAAGGUUACAUCACUAGGACGAAUUCAGCUAUUCCUGGUCAUUAACUCUUUGCAAAUCCUGGGAAGGUCUCCACAUCAGCAAAGUGUUCUUGUGUUUGUGAUCAAAAGACCUACAGCGUCUUCUGUCAGGAGUGAUUGGGUGUGGUCCAGUCACGGGAGAGAUUUCCCAGACCGUGGACAUUGAUACCGCGGUUGUCGCAGGCCGACCUUGACAUUAUUGAGAGAUGUGGAUUGACUUCUCUCUUGGAUAUGCCUCGGUUCACUGUGAACCAGGGGCUACUGAUAGCACUUGCGGAGAGGUGGCACAGUGAUACGAACACCUUCCAUUUUGCCACGGGAGAGAUGACAGUCACACUAGAGGACUGUUACAGGAUCUUGCACAUCCUUGUAGUAGGGGCACUACUACCCUAUGAGCAGUCAGAGGAAGGUGGUACAGAGGCACUGCGCUGUAUUUUUCAGGAUGAUACCGUCUGCAGCUAUGAGAUCCCAUGGCAGGAGUUUUUGGACCUAGAUUAUGCACCGCUGCCAUCCGUACUAGCAGGUUUCAUUGGUGGAUUCCUUUGUCCUGAUCGCAGGUCAAAGGGAUUCUCAGUGGGAUGGGGGCUGGUUUUGGAGGAGAUGGUCACUCAGGACCGGAGAUUUGCAUGGGGGUCAACUAUGCUAGCCCAUUUAUACAGGGGUCUGCAUGAGGUAGUAUACCUCGGUUACGGCAGUUUGUCAGCUGGCAUGACUUUAUUACAGGUAUGGUGCUGGGAGCACAUUCCAGCAGCGAGGCCACUAGCAGACAGGGACAGGCUCGUAGGAUGUGCAUAUGCCUAUGGAUACAGGGGUCUAGUUGUCCAGUGUAAGCUGGGCAAACUAGAGCAUUGGAGGAGAGUACUGGAUGACAUAGAUACGGUCACCUGACGACCGUAUACAGGAUGUGAGGUGUGGGCCGAGGAUGGGCCAGAGAUGCCCUUUGUAUUUAUGACCAGGUACCUGAUUGGGAGGACCCCGUUCGUUAUAGAGAGGUUUGUGGUUACUCGAGUUUUGAGGCAGUUUGGGCGCCAGUAGGGUAUUCCUCAGGGAGCGUGCCUAUAUGCACGGCGACAGCAGGAUGUAGCGGAUUGGGGGUCGACCAUUGAUAGUGCAGUGGCGGUGGAGGAGUUUGUGGGGUUGGCUGGGCAGAUAUGGGAUUAUGCCCCUGAGAUUCAGGAUGCGGGCAUGACGGAUGAGUUUGCUCGAUUGUUUGCUGCGCGGGCGGUGGCCAGGAUAUCUGAUCCUGAUGAGAUGAGGCCAGCCUUUGAUUCAGAUGAGGAGGAGGGAGACGGGGGAGACGACGGAGAUGAUGGGGAUGAUGGAGGAGGAGGACGAGGGAGAGGAGCCAGAGGUAGGCGGGGAGAUAGAGGGAGGAGAGGGGAUAGAGGUGUGGAUAGAGUAGUGAGACAGGGGAGGAUAGAUAGGGGGAGAGGCGGAUUGGCGAUCGGAGCCAGUGGAGAGGGGAGAGUGGGGGAGGUGUUGGCUGCGGUGGGGGGUGAUGAUGAGCCUAGGCGACCAGCGCAGAGGAGGAGGACGGAUGUACUCCCACCUCCAGCACCGAGGACAGGUUGAUUGGGAGGGGUUCCUCCAGCACAGGUACCACUACGGGUUCGGAUCCCGGGUCAUAUGGAGGAUGCUCAGAUCCGGACCCUACAGGUGACUAUUCAGCAGCUGCAGGCACAGAUUUUGACCUAUCAGCGGCAGAUUUCUCAGUUGACCAUUGAGUGAGAUACCGAGAUAGAGCGGAAGGGACGAGCGGAGGAGGUGGUGUCGAGCAUGCAGAGAGCAGCGACGGGUGGUCCGAUGAGAGACACCCUGAGAGAGCUGGCGUUGAGAGCCCAGGAGGCGGAGUAUUACAGGCGGCACUAUGAGGCUGCAGUACCCAGGGACCGACGAGUACAGAGCUUUGCACAGUCGAGAUCUAGUCGAUCUCGAACUACUGGGUCACGGUCUGAGAGCCGAGGUGUUACAGGGCCACCGAGACAGGACCCUCCUGGGGAUCCAGGGGCGGGUGCAUCUGGAGCCAGACCAUCUCCGUCAGGGGAUAGUCAUACUUGAGAGACAUGGUCUCUGUUGUAUUUUUGAGCAUUGUAUUCUUUGUACUGGACACAGUUUUGGACACAUUUUGUAUAUUUGGAUAAUUUUUGAGAUAUAUAUAGAUA